AUGACUCAGGGAUCUCAGUUGCAAACCCACGGGCAACAUAACUCCUUGAGUACUGUCAAUAUGAAGCCUAACCUUCAAGGAUGGGAUAAAACGCAUGUUUCCCGCGGAUCUCUUACUAAAAUGGCCAAAAGAGAACAGAGAAAAUCAAGAUUCAUGAAACUGUUCUCAUCUCACAAAAACAUCAAGCAACGAAAGAUAUUCCAGAAGAAUAAGUCCCACAGGAUGCAAGAUGCGGAUCAGUCUCAGUAG
Messenger RNA from Paracoccidioides brasiliensis Pb18, 249 nucleotides. RefSeq lists its product as uncharacterized. The transcript is spliced from 2 exons. The record is from RefSeq and is a predicted model, not a curated record. Bases 1 to 249 code for a protein of 82 amino acids.